Molecule: messenger RNA, 993 nt
Organism: Hevea brasiliensis (rubber tree)
Lineage: Eukaryota; Viridiplantae; Streptophyta; Magnoliopsida; Malpighiales; Euphorbiaceae
Product: ethylene-responsive transcription factor ERF011
Exons: 2
Coding region: 2-604 (200 amino acids)
Biological process (GO): regulation of DNA-templated transcription
Molecular function (GO): DNA binding; DNA-binding transcription factor activity
Source: RefSeq, a predicted model, not a curated record
UAUGAGCAUACAAAUAUCAAAUAUGUAUAGGAGAGAGAGGGAUGCAAGAGAUGGAGUAUGUCGGCCAAAUUUGGAUUUAUCUCAUAGGAAGAUCAACGUGGCGGCCGUGCCCAGACGACAGACUAGCAGCCAAGGGGAGUGUUGUUCAAGUUCUAGCUCCGCUUCCACCCCCACAAACCCUGAGAAGCGCAAGCACAGGCAACAGCAAGACAAGCCUUAUAGAGGCAUAAGGAUGAGGAAGUGGGGCAAGUGGGUUGCUGAGAUUAGAGAACCCAAUAAGCGUUCUAGGAUUUGGCUUGGCUCCUACUCAACACCCAUCGCCGCCGCGCGUGCCUACGACACCGCCGUUUUCUACCUUCGUGGCCCUUCUGCCAGGCUUAAUUUCCCCGAUUUGAUAUACCAUGAAGAUAACCUACGUGACAUGUCUGCUGCUUCUAUACGCAAGAAGGCUACUGAAGUUGGGGCUCAGGUGGAUGCUCUACAGCAAACGGCUCUCCACCCAUCAGAAAAGAACUCCAACCGACUAGUUCCGGAGAAACCUGACUUGAACCAGUAUCCGACCCCAGAAAAUUCUGAUGAAGAGUAUCAGAGGAUCGUUGAUUAAUUAGUAAUCAAAUAACUCCUUGUAAUCAUUUACUUUUGUUUUCUUCAAUCUUUUUUUGUUAUAGGUAGAUAGCUAGCUAACCAGCUAGCCAGCCACCAUGUGUUUCUGAGAAAAGUUCAGACACAGAAGAAAAUUAAGGGGAUAUAGUAAUCGGGUGAGUUUAAGACUUUAAAAGAGAAAUAGAUAUGAGAAAGGAUUCAAUUUGGGUAAUUGAACAGAGAAUCGUCUCCUCUUUUAUCAGUUUGUAACAGCAGAGGGUAAACGGUGGAAAAUAGUUGUUUUUAGUUAGUUAAGCCAUCAAAGUUUAAAUCUGAGUUUGUCUACUAGUAGUAGUAGUAGUGUUUUGUUGAUUCUCUUUGUACGAUUCCAAUAAUAUAGCUUUGAAAGUA